This is a messenger RNA of Fonsecaea pedrosoi CBS 271.37, 1650 nucleotides long. RefSeq lists its product as uncharacterized. The coding region runs from base 1 to 1650 and encodes 549 amino acids. Gene Ontology annotation, molecular function: FAD binding. NCBI's taxonomy places the organism in Eukaryota, Fungi, Ascomycota, Eurotiomycetes, Chaetothyriales, Herpotrichiellaceae. The record is from RefSeq and is a predicted model, not a curated record. The transcript has 8 exons.
AUGGGAAAACAAACCCCUGUCAACAAGGUCGUCAUCGUCGGCGCUGGCCCGUCGGGAUUGUUGCUGGGGAUCCUGCUCGCAAAGCAGGGGGUCAAAGUACAAAUCCUCGAGGCGGCUGGAGAACUGGACAAGAAUCCCAGGGCGGCUCACUAUGCCCCGUCGGCAGUGUACGAACUACAUCGAGCGGGAGUUCUCGACGACGUGAAGGCCCAAGGCAUCCAUCCCGAUGCGGUGUGCUGGCGCCAUCCUGACGGCACCUUCAUCGCGGGCAUUCGAAGUCGGUUCGACAUAGAAUUCCCCAUGGUUUGCCUGCCUCUGGAUCAGCUCGAUGUCCUCCUCCUGCGACAUUUUCUGGCUCAACCAGAUACCGAGGUUUUGUGGAACCAUAAAGUCGUCUCCAUCGAACAGGACGACAACGAGGCCAGGGUCCACGUCGAAUCUCCGGUGGGGAAGAGGACGUUUGGCGCCGACUACAUCGUCGGAUGUGAUGGGGCAAACAGCCAGAUCAGGCGCUCACUUUUCGGUGAUCUGAAUUAUCCCGGGGAGACCCUACAGAAACAGAUCAUUGCCACCAAUGUAUAUUACGACUUCCAUAAAUUCGGGUACUGGGACUCGAAUUUCAUCAUCGACGAAAACGACUGGUACAUGGCGGCUCGAAUCACCCAAGAUGGACUGUGGAGGGUAACGUAUGGCGACGUAUGGGGCCUGUCGAACGAAGAGUACCUUGCAAGACAACCCGAGCGGUACGAGAAAAUCCUGCCUGGACAUCCGAAACCGGGAGAUUAUAAGCUCGUCAGCGCCAGUCCGUACAAGCUACAUCAACGAUGCGCCGAGUCUUUUCGGGUAGGAAGAUUCUUGCUCGCCGCCGACGCUGCUCAUCUAUGCAACCCAUUCGGUGGGUUGGGCCUAACUGGGGGAAUUGCUGACGUAGGGAGCUUGUUCGAUGCUCUCGUGGCGUUGAAGGACGGAAAAGCAGACGAUAGCAUUCUCGACAAGUAUAGUGAAGUCCGGCGCAAGAAAUGGGCCGAGAUCAUCGAUCCCAUGUCACGAGCCAAUUUCCGACGCGUUUGUCUAGACGAGGCCGAGUCGGAGAGACAAGAGUUCUGGGAACUUUGUAAGAAGAUGGAAGAGGAUGAGGAAUUGGCUCGGCAGAUGGCACAGGGAACGAAUAUACUGCGAGAGGAUUUUCGAGAGUAUUUGACGGCGAGUGCAGCAAUCACGGAACCUCGAUACGAUAUAGCUACGGCCUACAUCGAAGAUGUUCAAAUACAAACCUCCCUCCUUCAAAUAUCACAUACACUUCCGCCUCCAAUUGGCAUUGCACACAAUUUCCCCGUGGUGCUGGAGGGCAUGACACUGGCCGCAUUUGCCGUCCUGCUUGUGGGUGGGAAGCAGAAGAGAGAACAAGGCUGGGGCGUCUUGACAAUAUUGGUGGCAUUGGCAGCGUUUGUCCAGGCCAUUGGAAUGGCGUUGAUGGCAUAUCUGUACGAGAACGACGAGCGAUUUUUUUCCGGCUGGUAUCUCGACAAGAGUUGGACCAUGUGUACGAUUUCAUGGAGCUUUGAAGCAUUAUGUGCGGUUGCUAUUACCUUGGCAGCAGUAACACUGCCGAGUGAGGGAGGAUACGAACUGAUUCCAGAUCAUGGCUAA